Molecule: messenger RNA, 1628 nt
Organism: Carassius carassius (crucian carp)
Lineage: Eukaryota; Metazoa; Chordata; Actinopteri; Cypriniformes; Cyprinidae
Gene: miip
Product: migration and invasion inhibitory protein
Exons: 9
Coding region: 189-1400 (403 amino acids)
Biological process (GO): negative regulation of G2/M transition of mitotic cell cycle; negative regulation of cell migration
Source: RefSeq, a predicted model, not a curated record
UUUUUGUGUAUUAUUAGAUUUUGACCAUUUUACUCCUGUGGCGGAAGUUUAGAGUCUUUUUUAUCCUUUUCAUAAUUUACACAAUUAACAUUGUUUAAUAGACUAAUAUUAAGCUGCGAGAGAUGUAAACGCGCCUCGUGUUGUGUGUUUAAUUGGACGCGCGUCUGGUUCGUUGCUGUGGCGACGAAAUGGACGCGUUCGAGCAGAUCGACGCUCUGCGAAAGCGGAACAAAGAUCUCCUGCAUAAACUCGAGAAACAAAGCGAACAACUGCAUCAGCUGACGCUCUCGUGUCCGGAUAAGGUGGACGAAAGGCACAGCUCGGUGUACGAAGCGUUUAUCGCCGAGAGCGGCCCACAUCGCGCGCCUUUAACGGAGAGGAACGGAGCGCAGCCGCCGCGAGCGUCACUAUCGACAGCAGCAUCAGCGGCGAAAACCACCAAAACACCGGAUGAAUGGCUUCCUGGAGAUCGUGAAGUUCCCAAACCGGACCCACAUAAAACCAAACCCAACCAGAGUUUAGGACUGGGCACAUACAGCACACUACUGAAAGACACAGCGAACAGUCGCUGGAAGGGACAGUGCAGAUCUGUGAAAUUGAAGCUCUCCAAAUCUGCACUUCUCAGCCCUUGUGAACAGAGAGAGACUGACAGCACAACGACUGCUAGGCUGGAGAUGGAUACUAUAUCAGAGCGAAACAUACGGCCUUUACUGGGCUAUGAUUGGAUAGCAGGCCUAGUGGAUGCUGAAAGCUCUCUUGAAGAUCAUUCGGAGCAGUUCUUUAGCGAUCUCAGCAGAUUCCGUCUGGCUAAUCGAGAUGAGUGUGUCCACAGCUUGUUAUCAGGAUUUCCAUCUGUUGCUGAUCUUGCAUCUUCCUCAUUCAGCAGUGACGAGCCGCAGCCACCUACAGACACACAUCAGUGCACAUUCUGCUACAGAAUAAACAGUCGACUGUUUGCAGUUCCGCUGGAUGCACAAGACGCCUGUCCAGUGUGCAAGAUGCCCAAAUCUAAACACCCUCAUACUGAAAGAGAGCCUGCUUUAAUCAGGGUCAGUAUUCCUCGCUCAACUCUGCUGCCAGCGCACAAAUACAAAGCCCAUCGCCGCUGCAGUUUUGACCCCUCUGACAGCCUGGGUUUGCCCUCUCACUGUUUGUCCGGAUGGUCCAAUCCCAGCCUGAACUCUGGCUCUCAGAUGAGCAGUUUGGAUCUGCGGGGGUCCAUGGUGAAACCAGCAUCUACGGGAGGGUCAGCCUCAUCCUGGAUUGACAAUGAACCGGAUUCAUCCUUACGCAGAGCAUCGAGACAUCAGCAUUCUGACCAGCUUCAAAAUGUGGUUUGUUUGCCGCGGUAUCGCUUUCAGCAUCCACAACCCCAUGGCCGCUCUUAUGCUCUUGAGUGAUUGCAGAAGUUGUGUUUAAAAUAGAUUUUCUGGAUUUACUGAAAGGAAUACUUAUGUACAUGUUGUAUUUCUGUAUGUGUAAUAAUGGAACACUAAUCAUUUUGUAUGAAUGUGAAUUGUUGGUUUCUGACCAGUGGUAGUGUUAGCUUGUUUAGUGAGUUUUUUUAUUUUAUUAAAUACAAUGAACCCCCCCCCCCCCCCCCCCCCCCCACAGACACACACACACAC